Anopheles aquasalis is the source of this 9174-nucleotide messenger RNA. RefSeq names its product Tousled-like kinase (gene Tlk). Gene Ontology annotation, molecular function: protein serine/threonine kinase activity; ATP binding. Gene Ontology annotation, cellular component: nucleus. NCBI's taxonomy places the organism in Eukaryota, Metazoa, Arthropoda, Insecta, Diptera, Culicidae. Gene Ontology annotation, biological process: peptidyl-serine phosphorylation; chromosome segregation; intracellular signal transduction. The record is from RefSeq and is a predicted model, not a curated record.
GCGUGUGUAACAAGGGGCCCGGUCGCGUGCGUGCGUGCGUUCGUGAAACAUUGAAAGUAGGAGAGACUCCAGGAGCAUCCUCAUAUCCUCAGGAGUUACCCGUUUGUUCGUUCGUUCGUUCAUUCGUUCAUUCGUAGUGCAUCUAAAGCGCGUUUUCAACGGGACGCGAUUUGCGUAUCUCCUCCUCCGUGCACUCUCCGUUUACGCCUCACGUUAUGGUCCCAUAAGAAUCCGCGUGUGCUAGCGUGCGUGCGUGCCGAGGGGCUUCGUAGGGCUCUUGGUGGGGCUAUAUAGUGGAACUCGCGCGUGUGUGUGUGUGUGUGCCCGCACGUACGGGUGCGUGUGUAUGACGCUUCGGAAAUAACCCGUGUCCUCCCGAUGGUAUGACCGAUCGGAAUCGACUCUCUCUGGGUGGUGCAGCGGUCAAGAUGGAUCACUUCCAGGCCGCACUGGAUCCACGUAAGCAGGAGCUACUGGAAGCGCGUUUCCUCGGCGCUAGGAUGUCCGCCGGGGCCCAGCUUCAGAUGGCUCCACAGGCAACGAUUCUACAGGUCGGCCAGGACCAAGCACAUAAUCAUGCACAUCAUAUGCAACAGCAGCAGCAGCAGCAGCACUAUAACAACCAACAACAGCAGCUGCAGUCCGUCACCGCCUCGUUAGCAGUGGCGGCGUCCUCAUUGACCGAGAGUGGUGGUGAAGCCCAGCGAACGGAAGGAGUUGUAGCGGACAGUGGAACGAUAGUCUCAUCGAAUAGUAGUAACGUGCAGCAGCAACAGGGGCUGCAUCAACAUCAUACACACCAUCAUCACCAACACCACCACCAACAGCAGCAGCAGCAUCAACAUCAUGCUCAGCAGCAGCAACAACACCAUCAGAACAACAAAGACCAGGAUUCAAACUUGAGUACUUGCUCAUCGCAUAGUGAUAAGGAGAUCGAAGCGAUCGUUAGUGCCGCUGCAGCGGCUGCCGCGAUCGUCAAUGUCGGUGCCACGCCGGGAUCCACCGGUCACGGUAUCAUGCUGGCAGCGGCCGCACCCUCAUCCGGUCCCACGCCGGAGAAAGGGACUCGCGUUGCCCCGACCGACCGCAAGCGCAAACGGAAGGCCCCAGAAGACAAUGGAUGUCUUCCGGCUGGUGGGGGCGGAAUUGGUGCGGGUGGUGGUGGUGGUGGUACGGGCACAUCGGCAACCACCACGGCAGCAGGAGCGGGAGGCACCGCCAGUGUGGGCGGCCAUUUACGUGAUAGUAGAGAUAAUAUUAAGGGCCCGCGGCUCUCCGUGUCCCUAAGUGAUACUAAGAUAAAUGACUAUUUUUCGAAACACCCGGCAUCAUCGGGCUCGCUGAUGCGCUCGACGGUUGCGAAAGGGGCGAGCGGGAGCUCCGUGGCGAGUAGUGGCGGUGGCGGUGGCGGCACCCGUACCGGCGGGGGUGUCGUGCUCGGUGCAGCAGGUGGCUCUAUAGUAGGAGCAAUAAACAAUGCUACGAUCGCCGAUGGAGGCGGAGGUGGAGGAGGAGGAGGAGGAGGAGGAGGAGGAGGAGGAGGAGGAGGAGGAGGAGGAGGAGGAGGAGGAGGAGGAGGAGGAGGUGGAGGAGGAGUCAGUGGCUCGGCAGGUGGAGGAACGGGAGCAGGUGCGGGUAGCGCUGGCGGAGCCAGUCAAAGCCAAACGACCAAAAGCACCAGCCCUCAGCUCGGAUCUUAUCCGAUGUAUCCGCCCUCGACGAACCAACCGCCACAGCAAGUGACCGAGCGUGGAACGUCGUCGUCAUCGGUUCAGAGCAGCCAGCAGCAGAUCGUCAGUAGCCCGCAACCGCAGCAACAGCAGACCGAUCCGUUUAGCCGACCACAGCGGCAACCUACUUCGUCAUUAGUGUCGGCAUCGGGCAACAACAGCGCCAUUUCCUUAUUAGUUCCUCACUCGACCGCGGCCACCGCUGCGGCAGCAGCGGCUGCAGCGGCUGUCGCGGCAGCAGCCGCCGCCAUGAUAGCCCCCCCGCCACCUACAACCUCCAACGCGGCCGCGAUACAGAACACUACGAUAGUGUCAACCGGCGGGAACGGUGGAACCAUCGUGUCCAGUGCUUCCCAAAAGUCACACCAACCCUCGGCUAGCACGGCCACCGGGCAGCAGCCGCUGCAGGCGAAACAGCAACAAUCAUCGCAAUCGUCACACCAGAAGCAGUCGUCAGUGACGGUGGGCAGUCAAUCGGGUCAAACCGGCAUGGCCCAGGCAUCCCAGCAACCGCAAACAUCCUCGGCCACUUCCUCACAGACGACAACGACAACGGGAGGCCAAGGGGGGUCCACGACCAUCAUUGUUGCCUCUCAGCAGCAGCAGCAGCAGCAGCAGCAGCAGCAGCAUACCUCGCAGUCCUCCUUAGCGUCACUACAAGGCUCGACGGGAUUAGGAACCACUACCCACAGCACUAUUGCAGCCACGACUGCAGUAGUCAACCAGCAGCAACAGCAGCAGCAAAACCAUCACAUUUCCGUAACCACUUCCACCGCCAACAACAACAACAACAACAACAAUGCUAUUAUCAAUACGCUGGUGCUUAGCAGCAGUAGCAACAGUAGCAACAGCAACAACAGCACGACCGGUAGCACGAGUAACGGAGCUGGUAGCGGCGGGGGUGGCGGUGGUGGUGGCGGUGGUGGUGGCGGUGGUGGUGGGGCUACCGGUGCGGGAAUCGGUGGCAGUAAUGGUGGUGGGAUCGGUCUCACUAAAUCGGCGGCGGCCGCACUGAACAGUGGCAGCCUGCUGGGUGGUACCGGCAACAGCAGUACGUUCCAGCUGCGAGCGACGACCCCUUCGCCCACGCCAUCGACAGUGCUGGGUACGAUGGCGGGGAAACUACCAACAUCCAUGAUACCCGCCAUCGCCUUGACGAAUUCGGCUGCAGCAACGACGGUGGCGGCGACGGCGGUAGCGGCACCGGCGGCAUCGGUUGUCGUCACGGUUUCACCGCCCCAGAUGCUGUCGAAGAUGGUGCAGACCGAACUGACACAAGUGGACAUGAGCGAGCGGGAGCACGAUUUCGAUGCGAGCCGCACGCGCAUUGACGAACUGGCACGCAUGUCCGACGAACAAAAGACUCAGAUCGGCGUGAACCAGAAGGCGAUCGAGCAACAGAAGAGCCAGAUCGCCAAGUGCAUCGAGGUGGUGAAGAAGCUGCUGAAACAGAAGAGCAAUAUAGAGAAAAAGGAGGCGCGCCAGAAGUGCAUGCAAAACCGGCUACGGCUCGGUCAGUUUGUCACGCAGCGCGUCGGCGCCACGUUUCAGGAGAACUGGACCGACGGUUACGCGUUCCAGGAGCUCGCCAAACGCCAGGAGGAGAUCACGGCCGAGCGCGAGGAGAUCGAUCGACAGAAGAAGUUGUUGAUGAAGAAGCGGCCUACCAACAGCGAGGGUGGCCGUAAGCGCAACCAGAGCAACAAUAGUGGCAACAGCAGCAACAGCAACACCUCGAUUGGCGCAACGGCCACGGGUGGUGGGGCCGGCGUAGUGGUGGUGGGUGGCUCCGGUCUCGGAGGGAGCGGUACGGGUGGCAGUGGCGGAGUGUCUGGUGCCAGCGGUGCAGCUACUACCAAUAGCAGUGGCGUGAGCAGUAGCAGCAGCACAGUCAGCAGCGGAUCGUCAGCGUUGCACAACGGGAAUGACAAUAGCACCUUUCUUAAGCCGGACCCGGUUGUCAGCAGCGGCUCGUCGUUCACACUGCAGGAGUACUAUGAGUGCGACGAGAUACUGAAGCUACGCCAGAACGCGCUCAAGAAGGAGGACGCAGAUCUGCAGCUCGAGAUGGAGAAGCUGGAACGGGAGCGCAAUCUGCACAUCCGGGAGCUCAAGAGAAUACACAAUGAGGAUCAGUCGCGGUUCAACAAUCAUCCAGUGCUUAACGAGCGCUACCUGCUGUUAAUGCUGCUCGGCAAGGGUGGCUUCUCUGAGGUGCACAAGGCGUUCGAUCUGAAGGAGCAACGCUACGUCGCGUGUAAGGUGCACCAGCUGAACAAGGACUGGAAAGAGGACAAAAAAGCCAACUACAUCAAGCACGCGUUACGAGAGUACAAUAUCCACAAAGCACUCGACCAUCCACGUGUGGUAAAGCUGUACGAUGUAUUUGAGAUCGAUGCCAACUCAUUUUGUACCGUUCUCGAGUAUUGUGACGGGCAUGAUCUCGACUUCUAUCUGAAGCAGCACAAGACGAUUCCAGAGAAGGAGGCGCGCUCGAUCAUCAUGCAGGUUGUGUCAGCAUUGAAGUAUCUGAACGAGAUCAAACCACCGAUCAUACACUACGACCUGAAGCCAGGCAACAUUCUGCUGACCGAGGGUAACGUGUGCGGUGAGAUCAAGAUUACCGAUUUUGGCCUGUCAAAGGUUAUGGACGAAGAAAACUAUAACCCGGACCACGGUAUGGAUCUCACAUCACAAGGUGCUGGAACUUAUUGGUAUUUGCCACCGGAAUGCUUCGUGGUCGGCAAGAACCCGCCGAAGAUCUCGUCUAAGGUGGACGUCUGGAGCGUUGGCGUUAUUUUCUACCAGUGCUUGUACGGUAAAAAGCCGUUCGGCCACAACCAAUCGCAGGCCACCAUCCUCGAGGAAAACACGAUCCUAAAAGCAACGGAAGUGCAGUUCGCUAAUAAACCGACAGUCUCGAAUGAAGCCAAGAGCUUUAUUCGUGGAUGCCUGGCCUACCGGAAGGAGGACAGGAUGGAUGUGUUCGCGUUGGCCAAACACGAGUAUCUGCAACCGCCGGUGUCAAAACACAAUCGCUCAUCGAACCAGCAGAACCAGCAUGCUGGAGUGAAUGCUAGCACCAAUAGUGGAGCCGGUGCUGGCGGUGGAACUGGUGCCGGCGGUGGCGGUGGUGGCGGAUCCGGUGGAUCGGGUGGAGCGGGCGGGAACCCUGCCGGUCAGCAGACUUCCUUCUCGACCGGCAUGUUCGGCAACAUGAACCAAUCUAGCUCGUCUUAGCUGUCCUUCCGUAGCGGCGGCGUCGUGAGCAAUAAGCGUUCCGGUACCGGCAGCGUAUCCUCCUUUCCCUUCGCUCAUGCACGCUCGCGCACGGCAGGCACUGGGGGCACUACACCUCCUUCGCCACCAACACCAUUACUAGCCACUACAUCGGGCAUUGUUAACGAUCCUGCGACUCCCUUGCUGCCUCCUGCGGGGCAACGGACAACUUCCUCGUCGGUCCUGCUUCUACCGUGUAGUAGCGGGGCAGAGAUAAGCGGUAUGAAGCAUAGAAUCACCAGCAGCAGCACUACCACAGCCAUUACCAGUAAUAAGGCAGCAGUUGUGACCACGGCAAGGGCAAGUAUUUUGAGCGAAACAGCACUGAAUAUGUCAGCAGAGACGGACGAUCGACGGUCGCUGGUGGGCCGGGCGAUCCGAAACGGCAUCGGCGGUGGAGGCGCAUGGUCGAAGAACGCGGCCAAAAAGAAAAGUAUUAUCUUGAAACCAUCACCGCUGCAACAGCAACAGCACCAGCACCAGCUGUUGCAGUGUAUUAGCGCUGGCAGCAACAAAUCACUGGUCACCGUACGUCAAACCGAAACCGAAGCCGGCCAGCAAGUGAACCAACAACUACCACUGCAAUCGUCGGCCAUCGGGCAACGGCAGCUGCUACAAGAACAGUACAAACAUCAGCAGCAGCAACAGCAGCAGAAUCCUCUGGGCAGUACAACCCAUCUGUUUAACCAACCUGUUGCGGUGCCGCCCACCAAGCCACAACAGCGCACGUACCAGCACCGGCACCAGCUUCUGUUGCUGCGAAAGGCGGUUGCUGUCAAUGGGGUGGUUGCACCAGCGGCUUGCCAAGCGACCGUAGUUUGCACUGCUACCCCCACCACUGUAUCGACUCUGGUGGCCUCCACAUCGUCUUCAUCGUCCUCGUCGUCCACGUCUGAGUCAUCGUCGGUAUCCGCCAAGUCCACUGUACCAUUGACGCACACCAGCCCCCUAACGACUAACAAUAACACCAAUAGCACUAGCGUGCGCGCAGCAUGCCGACCGAUGAAUGGAGCUUAAAGCUGCCUUCGAGCUGUGUACCUAUGGAGCGCUGUCAAGCUGUGCAGCCGUACACCGUCGUCUCUACUUUUGCGUGACAAAACAUGCCCGUUGAUUUCUCAACACCAUCAGCGUCUGAUGUUGUGCGCGUCGACAGCAAGCUGCAAUUCUCAACCAACCAAUAACAUUCCUACUCUCCACGACGGUCCGUUCCACGCGCAGGUGCGCGCGCCAGCAGUGCUUGCAUUCGAAUUCACAGUCGAAUCUUGACUAGAUGGCAGAAGAUGAAAACAAAUGAAAAUCGAAACAGAGAGAUAACAAAGGGGAACAGGAACUGCAAGCAAAUUGACAAAGUGUGUGAGAGAGACAGAGAGAAUGGUGUUUGGCUAAACUAAUCGCAAAAGUCUGUACAGUACAUGAUGAGCGGAUAUGUACAUAGUUUAUGCUUUUGAGGAAUCGAUCGUUUGAUAGUCAAUAGAGGUUACACCGCGGUUUAGGUUUUAGUUGUUUAGACUGUAAUAUGAAUUCCUGGACUGUGCAGAUGAAUGUGUGCUGUAGCGUGCAUUAGCCAACAUAACAUUUGUCUCGUUGGGCGCAAUACUUUCACAAUUUGUUGAUAUCAUUUGAUUCCUUGUGAUGGAUUCAAACGCAGCGAAGAGGGCUUGAUAUGGUAUGCCUUUCCCCAUUGAAUGUCAACGCUGACAUCAUACAAGUAACGCAUGUAUACUUUAGUUUAAACACUUUUUGCACUGAUUUUCAAUAAUUUGAACUUGAACAAGCAGGCCUGGCUGGCUGCCGGUUUAUGCCUUAUAAUUUGUAAGUUUACCAUUUCUUAAUCCAUCUGACCAGUCGUUGAGGAAAGGGACGGGGGUGGGAUGUGGUUCUUUUUUUGUAUUUCCUGAAUUGCUAAACGCCGCAUUGUUGUUUUGUGGUGAGAGAUGCAACAAAUGAGCGAAGGAGAACAGCAAAAGACGGUAUAUGAAAUGAAGCGAAAAAGCGAUGAUUGCCUUCUUGAAUUCACAAAACACUUGACGGGAGGUGUGUUUACCCUUCUUUUUUUGGUCCUUUUGAAUUAAAUCACAAGUGCUGCGGCUUAUGAUGUAAACGGGCACACAGCACAGAUAAAUCGAACGAAAGUUGAAAAUUAAGGUGAACGGAGCAGCAAUUGCUCGUUCUGCAUCCCGUGACUUAGGCUGCCCUUGGACCUUGUUUAAUAGAAGCGUCUGCAAGGUAAGCGGACAAAGCAAGAUAAUUAGAAGUUUGAAAUGUUUGUCGAAAUGGGGCGCGAAGGCCCUAGAAUGUGGUAGUAUACACACUAGAUAAUAGAGUUUGUAAAAAUUGAUAAACGAUAAUAAAGGAGCGUUAAGAAGGGGCAAACACUGUAAACAUCUCAUAAUAACAAAUUGGCCCACCCGCAGCAUCCCCCCUAAACAAUAAAAGGAUACAGAAGAACACGCACUCGCGUGCACACACACCCACGCGCAUACACACUAUAACUGAUGCAGGGCAUGAAUUGUAGAAUCACUGUGUAUUUGAAUUGGAAAAUGAAGUAGUAGAAAUGAUUUGUACCAGGACCAGGAAUCAGCUCUAGAUACUGUCGGCAAAAGGGGAUCACAAAACAAUUACAAGCGUGUGGGCGCGAAUGUUAGUAUUCAUGCCUAUUCGAGGACAGUGGCAGAGUAAACAGCAAACUGUGAAAUGUACAUAUGAUUUCCUGCAGGGUUUUUUUUUCAGUUUUGUUACCGUGCGCCUACACUAUCGGUAUUAUUGGCAAGAGAAAACGAGUUUCUGGCGUCAAGCAGGCAAGCAAUAGUUCCCUAAUGUGUUGCGCCGUCUUCACACACAGCAAUUUGUUUGCUUUUGGCAGCGAAUGAAAACGCGAAGCCGUAGUUCGCCCCCCCCCCCCCCGUUAAAUUCGGGUGUUCUUUUACGACCGCCCUACCUCUGUCCUUCCACUCUUCUCUUCAUUCUAGUACUUUCCAUGAACGCAUAACCGUGCCGUCGUCCUGUGCGUAAUUGUAAAAACGUGAAGCAAACAGUUUAAAGCAAUUGUUUCCAUUAUUUUUAGUUUCAGUGAAACAAAAGCUUGAUAGAGUGCAAAAAGUGUUGUAUUAAUUUCGGAUGUUCUAUUUAAUGGGGCUAUUUAUUUUCGGAGCUUUCCGCUUACCAUAUUUUCGUAAGCGUUUGGUAGUUGCAGCAGUUCAAGGUAAUUUCUCAAAAACAGAUUUUCUCUCCUGUGGCAACUGUUAUCGGUAGUAACAGGUGAUUAACAUAGUAUUUGCUGUCGUCUUUUUCAUACCGUUAGUUAGGUUGAACUCAAACAAUUUUUUUUAAUUGUAAUAUCGAGAGAAUGUAUGAUUUGGGUGACGAAAAUGCUCAUGAGACAGUUAUGCGUUUAUAGGCAGUGCUCCCCUCAACCAUUCCCAACCUCACUCCCGAGCGGAAAGGGUUUAGAAAGCUGUCUUAUUAAUGGCAAGGAUGGUGAGAUUAUUUUUACGGAACACGCCUUCAGUAAAAAAUACUUCGGCUACGGGGGGGAAUGUUCGUUUUUGGUACUCUUCAAGAUAAUGAUGAUAAGAGAGAAGAGAGAGAGAGAGAGAGAGAGAGAGAAAGGAAGAAAGAAUUAAAGAAAAAGAAUAAGUGUGUGCGCGUGAGUGUGUAUGUGUGUGUAUGUAUGUGUGUGUUUGUGUGUAUAUGUGAAUGCAAAGCAACACAGUGGCUAGAGGAUGCGUCCACAUGAUUUACGUAAAAAUACAGCAGAAAAGAUAAAUGUACGCUCAUUUACUAGUAAAUAAAUUAUCAAAGUUAGUGGUUAUAUCCAAACAAGCACGUUAGCGCACAUACAUACACACGCAGAAAUGUGGAAAAUGGAAUGAAAAUAAACCAAAAAAUUAGAUGAACAGAAAACUGAGCCUCGUCCCCUCCCCUGUCCUGUAGUAGACGAACAACCCGACAUGUAGUAAGAAAAAGUGAAAAAUGGAAAAGUGUGCAAGGAAAAGAAAAGAGCAGGAGGAAAACGACACACACACACAUACAUACACACAUACACACACACUCAAAAACACAACGCGCAAGGGGAAAAAGAAGGCAGGCAAAUGGUAACAAAAUACUGAAAAUAAUAAUAAAGAUAAAUAAUUAUAAUAAAUUAUUUAAGAUAUGACAAGAAAAA